Cryptomeria japonica (Japanese cedar) is the source of this 2081-nucleotide messenger RNA. Its product is annotated as probable CoA ligase CCL5. The transcript has 6 exons. The record is from RefSeq and is a predicted model, not a curated record. NCBI's taxonomy places the organism in Eukaryota, Viridiplantae, Streptophyta, Pinopsida, Cupressales, Cupressaceae. Bases 161 to 1789 code for a protein of 542 amino acids. Gene Ontology annotation, molecular function: CoA-ligase activity.
UCGAUUUCAGCCAAAUCGCUAUCUUGUCAGUAAUACAAUCGCAAAUGAACAUGGCCGUCUUUAAAUUUUCUGUUAAUACAGUGGGGCACACGUAAAAUCCGUCCUGUACGCCCUUGCGCAGAAUCCUUCCAGUCUGGUAUACACCUACGGUCUGCGUACAAUGGCUUCCGAUUUGAACCCUUCAAGCGGCUUCUCCAUGGCCACCGGAAUCUAUUACAGUAAAAGAGAUCCUAUCCCUAUUCCUCCGCCACAUCAGCACUUGGAUCUCACCACCUAUGUGUUCUCCCACCCACACAACACCGAAAUAGCAAUCAUUGAUGCGCAAUCUAACGCGCAGCUCUCCUACAGAACGCUACGCCACAAUGUCAGAGCCCUGGCCACUGGUUUGCAGCGUCUCGGGAUUCGAAAGCGCGACGUGGUGCUCAUCAUCUUGCCCAACAUCAUACACGUCCCCAGUAUAUACCUAGCCAUAGUCUCCAUAGGAGCCAUAUUAACCACCGCUAAUCCGCUCAACACAGAGAUCGAGAUACGAAAGCAAGUCGCGGAUUCGAAUCCCGUCCUGGCCUUCGCAGCCCCAGAAUUCGCUCACAAGGCCCGUGCGGCCAAACUGCCUGUCGUUCUCACACAGUCAACGAACCUAACUGCAAAUGACUCUGAAUAUGUUGCUACGCUUCACGAGCUCUUUCAGUCCGAUGUUAAUAACUUCCAGCCAGUUGACAUACAACAGGAGGACACCGCCACGCUUCUCUACUCCUCGGGGACAACAGGAAAGAGCAAAGGAGUGGUUGCGACUCACAGAAAUCAUAUUGCUAUGGUGGCGGGGUUUGUAAACAGUAUCGAUACACAAAACAUAAUUACUCUAUGCACCAUGCCAUUGUUUCACGUCUAUGGGUUUUUCUACUCGGUUAGCUCCGUUGCAACGGGUACGAAGCUGGUUUUGAUGGCCAAAUUUGACUUUGCCCAGAUGCUUGCCAAUGUUGAGCGCUAUAAAGUAACAAGUCUGCCUGUUGCUCCACCGAUUUUUGUGGCCUUAACCAAAUCGCCAAUUGUUACGAAGUAUGAUUUGUCUUCGCUUAAACGCAUUGGCUCAGGCGGAGCCCCGCUGGGAAAAGAGACUAUUGACGAGUUCAUGGCAUUGUUCCCUAAUAUUGAAGUUUCACAGGGUUAUGGAUUGACAGAGUCUAGUGGAGCAGUAACGUUCACAUCAACUGGUGAAGAAAAGAAAAAGUAUGGGACAGCAGGGUUGCUGGCAGCAAAUGUGGAAGCCAAGAUAGUGGACGUUGUUAGUAAAAAAGCUUUGCCUCCGAAUCAACGAGGUGAACUCUGGUUGAGAGGGCCUACAAUUAUGAAAGGUUAUUUUUCUAAUGACGAGGCAACUGCAACAACCUUGGACUCAGAAGGGUGGCUUAAAACAGGAGAUCUGUGUUACUUUGAUGAAGAAGGGUUCCUUUUUGUUGUGGACAGAAUAAAGGAAUUGAUCAAAUAUAAAGGAUAUCAGGUUGCUCCAGCAGAGUUAGAGGAACUCCUCCUCUCAAAUCCAGAGAUAUCAGAUGCUGCAGUUAUCCCGUAUCCUGAUAAGGAAGCCGGUCAAAUACCAAUGUCAUUUAUUGUUAGAAAGGCUGGUAGCAAACUAAACGAAGAAGAUGUUAAAAGUUUUGUGUCAAAACAGGUUGCACCUUACAAAAAGAUACGCCGAGUGGCAUUUGUGACAUCAAUUCCCAAGUCUGCAUCCGGCAAAAUUUUAAGAAAGGAUUUGAUCCAGCAGACCGUCACCUCCUCCAACUUGUGAUUGUCAUCUAAUGAGCGCGUGGAAGAAUAUUCAAACUUCUAUUUAUUUAUCAUGUAUAAUAUAUAUUUUUAAGAAAAAUCAGAACAGCUUUGUUUUAAGGGGGUUAGCGAGCACCUUGUAAAUAUCUACAGGUCUGUGCAAAAAUGUGUACAUGCUGCUCCAUUUAUUUUAAUUCUGAAGAAGAACUUGCCGGAAAGAAUAUCAAUAUGAAAUCCCAAGCCUCUAAAAUGUACAAAAGCUCUAAAUCUUAAAAUUUAUAAUUUAUUAGUUACGAAAAAAAAUUUAAAUUGUA